Cottoperca gobio is the source of this 6262-nucleotide messenger RNA. Its product is annotated as E3 SUMO-protein ligase PIAS1-like. NCBI's taxonomy places the organism in Eukaryota, Metazoa, Chordata, Actinopteri, Perciformes, Bovichtidae. Gene Ontology annotation, cellular component: chromatin. Gene Ontology annotation, biological process: protein sumoylation; regulation of transcription by RNA polymerase II. The coding region runs from base 24 to 2120 and encodes 698 amino acids. The transcript is spliced from 13 exons. The record is from RefSeq and is a predicted model, not a curated record. Gene Ontology annotation, molecular function: zinc ion binding; SUMO ligase activity; transcription coregulator activity.
CGGAGAGUGCGGAACUGAAGCAAAUGGUGAUGAGCCUGCGGGUGUCGGAGCUGCAGGUGUUGUUGGGGUACGCUGGGCGCAACAAACACGGACGCAAGCACGAGCUGCUGACCAAGGCGCUACACCUGCUGAAGGCCGGCUGCAGCCCCGCCGUGCACAUGAAGGUCAAAGAGCUCUACCGACGACGAUUCCCUGCCAAAAUGAUAUCUCACUCAGAGCUGGCCAUGCCCGGGCCACACCACCCGGCCACAGCUGGCGUGGUCGGAGGAGGGGGCGCCGCACUGCCCGCCGGCCUGACGCAGCUGGCGUAUGAGGGUCACGGUGGAGCCCCGUCGCCCGCUGCCUUACUGCCUCUCUCACUGCUCGGCCCUGGGAAGCACGAGUUGACCGGGCUGACGCACCACCUGUCCAGCUCGUCCACGCUGCACCCGGUCCACCCAGAUGUCAAGCUCCAGAGGCUGCCCUUCUACGACAUGCUGGACGAGCUCAUCAAGCCAACCAGUCUAGCAUCAGACAACAGCCAGCGAUUUCAGGAGACGUGUUUCGCCUUCGCAUUAACGCCACAACAAGUCCAGCAGAUCAGCAGCUCGAUGGACAUCUCGGGGACCAAAUGUGAUUUCUCAGUUCAAGUGCAGUUGCGGUUUUGCCUGUCGGAGACGAGCUGUCCUCAGGAAGACCAUUUCCCACCCAAUCUGUGUGUGAAAGUCAACGGGAAGCCAUGUAACCUGCCGGGUUACCUUCCUCCAACCAAAAACGGCGUAGAGCCCAAGCGGCCAAGCCGGCCCAUCAACAUUACCUCACUGGUCAGAUUGUCCACCACAGUUCCCAAUACCAUUGUGGUGUCGUGGACCGCUGAGAUUGGAAGGAGUUACUCCAUGGCAGUGUACUUGGUGAAGCAGCAGUCAUCCACAGUGUUGUUACAGAGACUACGGGCAAAAGGCAUCAGAAACCCGGACCACUCCAGAGCGCUCAUCAAAGAGAAGCUAACAGCAGAUCCAGACAGUGAAAUAGCCACGACGAGCCUUCGAGUGUCGCUGCUCUGCCCGCUGGGGAAGAUGCGCCUGAUGAUCCCAUGCCGGGCGCUGACAUGCUCCCACCUGCAGUGCUUUGACGCCACACUGUACAUCCAGAUGAACGAGAAGAAGCCCACCUGGGUGUGUCCUGUCUGUGACAAGAAGGCCCCCUAUGAACACCUCAUCAUCGACGGGCUUUUCGUGGAGAUCCUCAACAGCUGCAUGGACUGUGAUGAGAUCCAGUUCAAGGAAGAUGGCAGCUGGGCCCCCAUGAGGUCUAAGAAAGAAGUGCAGGAGGUCUCAUCUGCUUCCUAUAACAACGGGCUGGAUGGUUCAUGUCGAACGUCUGCCGGCUCGGAUCAGCGGAGCUCGUCGUCGUCCAGCCACGGUGGCAGCGACAGCAGCAAUAGCAAGAAAGUGGAGGUGAUCGACUUGACACUGGACAGCUCCUCAGAUGACGAAGAGCAGGAUUCACCGCCUUCGCCGCCGCCACCACUGCCUCCUCCACCCAAAAGGCCGUGUCCCUCUAUGUCCCCGCCGUCACCGCCCAUCAUCAACAAAGGAGUGUUGAACCUGCACCACCAGGCCUCUCCUGUGAGCUGUACUCCCAGCAUGCCAGCCGUGGACACCAGCUACAUCCCUCCUGUCCCCCCACUCAUCCAGGACUAUAGACCCUACUACCACACCCCCAACGACCUGUCUGAGUUGAACUUCUUCUCUUUUCUUCAAAGCGACAAUCAUCAGCAUUACAACAUGGUGAUGGCAGCAGCGGCCGCCGCUUCAGCCUCAGACGACCACGAGCUGCUUCUCAACCGCUUCCUGCCCUACAGCACCUCGUCCUCCUCGUCCCAGCUGUUCCUCGACCAAUCCGGAGCCUCCUCGGCCCCUUCGCUGUCCGCGCCGACCAACGGGGCGAGCAACUCGGGCAGCAGCAGCAGCCUGGUGUCAUCCAGCAGCCUCCGCGACACUCACUCCACACACUCGUCUUCACACUCGGGCUCACACUCCUCACUCACACACCCCGGAGUGGUGGCCAGCCUGAGCAGCGCUGAAGCAGCAGUGGCAGCUAUUUACGGCGGGAUACCUGAUGUUAUAUCGUUGGACUGACUGGAGAACAGUCGAGACUACACUUUGGGUCCAUCUGCGAUCCGGUGACAAACUUUUUUGACUGCAGGGUAAAGUUUUGAUCCAGAAACUAGACUGGCCCCAAGCCAUCACACUUGGAGGCGUAAUGACAAGACUGCUUCAAGAAGAGCACUAAUAUUUUGAGAGGGUCCGCUUCACUAGACUGACCUGAGAACAGUACCGAGUCAUCACGGAAACGGGUCAGCGGUGGACGUUCUGUUUGCAAACGGACUUCAGAUCAGAAACCUGUCCAGCAUGUGAAGCCACGUAACUGAGAUACUGGUGCCAACCCGGCACAAACAGCAAAGACUGGACUUGAGCAAGAAAUACAAAGGAGGAAUGCUCUUUUUUACAAAAACGAAGAGUUGGCACCGUGUACAGAGAACAAAAUAUAUUUUACUCUUUUACUUUUGUAUGUUAAAUCGGGACAUUUUCAGUCUAGUGAGCUGCUUCAAUCGCUGUUAUUAAGUGGAGGACUGAGGUUUUAUUUGGUUUAUUUCUUUCUCACAAAAGCUUCUACAUAUGCCCGUCGCCAUGUGGUUCUCUUUUUCUUCUCUUUUAUCCUGCUUACAUUAUGUUUUAUUUGCAUUUCUACAAUUUAAACUUCAAUUCUCUUUCUCUCUUACUCAUGCUCAUUUUUAAAUUCAUGGUGUAUUAUUUCUCUGUCCGAUGACAAGAACACUGAAUUUACAGUUUUAUUCAUGUACUAAUAAUUUUAUUAUGCUUUUAAGUUAUGUAUGAUAUUUAAACAGUUAUAAAUAUAUAGUAUAUAUAUAUAUAUAUAUAUGCAUUCCCUUUGACCUUCAGGUUAAUGCUGUGGGGAGUUUGAAGGUGAAAAUGAACCAUUUCUGGUUUUUCAUUUUCACCUCCUUGAUUUCCAACUGCUCGCAAAGACUCUGCCGGCAUAAAGCAUUUAGAAAUGCAGACUUUUAGACUAUUUAUACUUGCCAAUUUAGAGUUGUUGUUUUUUUUGCACAAUGCCAAAAAUAAGAUACGGUACCUAUGAGAAUUAUCACAAUAAUCGGAGUGCAGUUGAAUCUGUGUGCCACAGUGUUUUCAGUCCAAGUGUCCACUUCUGUGGUCUCAGCUGGUGGUUAUUCAGACUCUUGAACUGUGUCAUUUUGUCUCUUGUUUUUUUUCGGUUUCAUUGUUUUUUUGCUUGACUGUUAAAAAAAAAAGGUAUUACGAUGAAGGUCGAGCUGUUGUAUUGGCUUCAGCGUCGGGGCUUUUAAAGAGACGGGCGUCCAUGGCAUGUGACCAAGUUUAAACUAGUGCCUGUGUGUGUGUGCAUGCUUCACAGCGUGUUUGGGAUGUUUUGAGUUUUCAAACUCAAAAGAAUGUCUUAAAAACGGUCACCCACAACCUCCGUCCCAUGUCUGUCCAAGCUUUUUGUGAAGACUUGACUUGUGACUGAUAUCUUUGAAAGUAUUUAGGGAGUUAUCUUUUGGGAAACUGCUUUUGGAAAAGCAUUGAAUCGUGCCACGGUGAAAGAGGGGAGAUCUCAACAUGCCAACUUAUAGACUGGGCACAAAGACAGCUGGUUUGAAAAUACAUGACCUGUAUGUAACUUAAAAACCUUACGAGCUCGUCGGUGUACGAUGUGGAAGUGUCAAAGCGAGGUAGGGUACCUCGAUUCAGCUGAAAACACAGAGUUUUCUCAUGAAUGUAUUGUACAAUUUUAAGAGCGGACACACGUUUGGUCUUUGCUACCAUUCCGGUUACUGGCAGAGGUUGUCGAGGUCACUUUAGCGUUGACAUACAGUAGGCCUGGUACCACUCCUGCACGGUAAACCCACCCCUCCUUCAAUCUGCGUGUCCUUGAAACUUUCCUCUCUUAUCAGCCUCUCCUUGAUGUUUCACUUCCAGAUGUCUGAGAGGGGCAGCUCACUUCAAAGCCCAAUUAUCCCCACCACCGCCAGAUAAUCACUGCUGACAGCAGCCCCCAUCCCCUGUCCCGACCCAAAGUGACCCCCACCGCUCCUUCCCUCCUGUUCUCGCUCUCUGUUGGCAUCUUUAAUUUUAUUCCCCAUUCUUCUCCGAGGAACAAACCCCCCCCCCCCCCCCGGCUCUCACACUGACCAGGAACAAGUCUUGUGUUGUUCAGUAUUUUAUUUAUUUUGUAUUCUUAUUUCUAUAUAUUAUAUUUUGUACAAAUUGUUUGAUUUCCAUGGGUGAAGCGUGUUAGUCACGAUGCCAGCAGCAGCACGAUGUCUCAAAAUGGUACCAUUUAGUUAUUCUUUGUGGAAAUGCGUCUGUGUAACACUUUAUAAUGAAGACACAAAGCACUUGCUUAAUUAAUACGAGCGUGACUCAUGCUGAUUUAAUGUAUUCAUUUAUUCAGCAUGUAUUAUGAACUCCUGUUGCUCACCAAGUCCCUGUGAGUUUAUGAGAUUAGGUAUUUUCAAAUGGAUUAUCAAUUGAUGAUUCACUCACAGUUACUUCAUACAUACAUUUAAGCCACCAAAUUAUACAGAAGCCAGUUAAAUAGAAAAGGGGCAGUAUUGAUUCUUAUAGAAAUAUGAAGCUGUUUCUUGUUUUUGUUUUAUCAAACUGACAUUCAUGUGUUGCUGCAGAAAUAAUCUCUACUAUUGCAUGGCAUGUAUCCAAAUUUGGAGAAUUACAUUUUCCUGAUUUCCUUUAUGGGUUGAGAGAAAAUCUUCCAUUUAUUAAGUGAAGUUAAACACUUAAAAACCCAUUUGAUUGGCUGAACGUCUGAAAGUCUUUCUAAACUUUUAGUAGACAUUGUUGGAGAUGCAUGAACAGCGAUGCUACUAUAUAUAACUGGAAGCAAGCUAAUAUGGUGUCAAAUGAAUGAAUGUAUGAAGUAACUUUGAGUUCAUUAACUGGUCACAUAAACUUGCAGUAACUUAAUCACAGUGAGCAACAGGACUUCAUGACACAUGCCGCAUUCAUUCAUGCUUUAAAACAAACGUGUGUGUUAGUUUUGCAUUUACUUUAACGUGUGUUUGCACCUUUUAUUGUGAGGUGUUACGCUGACUUUCUACACAGAUGAAGGUGUUGAUCUUUAGUUCCCAUCGUGUUAGUUUGAACAUUAAUCACCAGUAUUUGGAUGCUUGUUGAGGUGGUCACUGUUUUCUCCAUUAAUUUAUUUAAACCUCUCCUUUCCUCACGCUCGUCAUGAGAGGGUGCAGCAGAUUACACACUGGAAGUGAGAGAGCGCAGAAUGUGUUUCUGUUGAAGUGCUCUACAUACUGGGCUCUGUAUGGGAGAACCCAGUUGUUUCAUUAUGUAUAGUGUCACAGCUCCAUCCUGUGGUCCACAGUUGUUAUUUUUCUGAGGGAGAAGCUGUCCUUUUUGAGCCGGUGGGAGUUUUUUUGUUCGGAAAUGUCAAGAUUGCAUGCGAGGAUGGAUAAGCACAGGGCCAUCUUAAUCCCUCUACAGCUUGAGUCCCACACAGGUGUGAACGUGUGCACCGUACAUACAGUAUAGAGCAUUUACUUGCAUCGGAUUAUGUGUUUGCUGGGGUGAGGACACUGGGACAAAAGCGGCGUCUGCACAGGAUAAAGUGAAUGGAAUAAGGCCACUAUUACUCUAAAAGGUGUUUUCAAAAUCUCCAAAGGCAACCGUGUCGAGCAGCUCAACUCUUUGGUUGUCAUGAUGCCUCACCUUAAAUAAAAGGGAAAAGUCAACAAUGUGUAUAUUAUGUCUGUGUGGAAACCUGAAAGUUCAGAUCCAAACGUGAGUGUUUGAUGUCCAUUUGUAUGCUUUUUGUGCGUCAAUUCAGAGCGAGAGAAUAAAUUAAUUUAUAUAUUUUUUAGAAAAUGAAAGCUGUACUAUUAUUGAAAAUAAAAAAAAGGACUGUGGCCAAUAAAGAGUCUUACACAACAGAAAUAAUCUCAAAGUCAGACUCAAGUCGACAUCUGCACUCACUGCCUUAAAACAUUCACAGGUUCUGUUUCACGGCUCUAAUCCGAGAAAAAUCCUAAACAGACUUUUCAAGGAGGGCGAGGAGAAGACAGUGUACAGUAGACCCUUGUCAGUCUGUACAAAUAUACCAAGUGAAAAACAAAUAUUUAUUACCUGCAUUGGAAGAAAUUGUUUACUUAUUGAAUGUUACCUGUUUAUGUAGAAAAGUUUAGAUGUAAUAAAAAUGCAUUCUGUUA